Molecule: messenger RNA, 2848 nt
Organism: Spinacia oleracea (spinach)
Lineage: Eukaryota; Viridiplantae; Streptophyta; Magnoliopsida; Caryophyllales; Amaranthaceae
Product: cell division cycle protein 27 homolog B
Exons: 16
Coding region: 229-2487 (752 amino acids)
Biological process (GO): cell division; anaphase-promoting complex-dependent catabolic process; metaphase/anaphase transition of mitotic cell cycle
Cellular component (GO): cytoplasm; anaphase-promoting complex
Molecular function (GO): protein binding
Source: RefSeq, a predicted model, not a curated record
UAAUAAACGGAAAAGAACUGUGAAGAGGAAUGAAAUUCAAAAUUCAAAUCGGCAUCCCUUCUCCUUCUCUGUCACAAACACAAAGCUCCACCAUGCCUGCAACCCUCAAACCCUAAGCUUCCACUCUUUCUCUCUCCUCCACGCGUCUCUGUAGUCCUCAAUCUUCUUUUUGCCGCCGUGGCCGCCGCCUCUUCCUCUCUUCCAUCGCUGGCGUUCUGCCGAUCAGCCAUGGAAGCCAUACUUGUUGAUUCAGUUCAGAAUAGUUUGCGGCAUUUCAUGUAUUCCAAUGCCAUUUUCAUUUGUGAACGUCUUUGUGCCGAGUUCCCUUCCGAGGUGAACUUGCAAUUGUUGGCUAGUUGUUACUUGCAGAAUAAUCAAGCUUAUGCGGCAUAUCAUAUAUUGAAAGGCACACAAAUGGCUCAAUCCCGCUACUUGUUUGCUUUCUCAUGCUUUCAUAUGGAUCUUUUAAAUGAAGCAGAAAAGGCAUUGUCCCCUGCUAAUGAGUCUGGUCUAGAGGUGCCGAAUGGUGCAGCUGGCCAUUAUCUUCUUGGACUUGUCUACAGGUAUACUGACCGAAGAAAGAGUGCUGUUCAUCACUUUAAGCAGGCGUUAUCCAUUGAUCCAUUGUUUUGGGCUGCAUAUGAGGAACUUUGUGUUUUGGGUUCGGCUGAAGAAGCAUCUACAGUGUUUGGUGAAUCAGCUGUCCAUACCAUUCAGAAGCAGCAGCAUGCCCUCAUUUCUCAGAACUUUGUUGCUUCUACUGAGGACCAGAAUCAAGUUUCUGCCAAGAGCUUGGGUGACGCUAGUCCGAGGCAGCUAAAAAGUAUCCAUGGUAACAGUGCAAAGGAUGCUUCUGGAAGUUAUCCUGGAGCAACUGCAUCUUCAGCAGCUGUCAACCAGCCCCUGAAUUGCGUAUCUUCCAGCUUGUCAUUUUACAGCACUCCUUCUCCAAUGGCCUCUCAGCUGUCCGGUAUUGCUCCUCCACCCGUUUGUAGGCAUGUACAGCAAAACACUGCCUCAGCAAGCAGUGAAAGCUCACCAAAGUCAACAGUAAGCACGACUCUUCAAGCCCCUCGAAGGAAGUUUGUGGAUGAAGGGAAAUUGAGAAAGAUAUCUGGGAGGUUAUUCUCUGAUUCUAUUCCCAGACGAAGUACACGACUUGCGGGGGAAGCCGGAGGAAGCACCAACGCAACUACAACGUCAUCAACCGGAAACGGAACCAAUCAAUCCUUGAAGAAUAUUGGAAAUUCUAGGUUAAGCAGUGCAGGAUUACGCUCUGUGACACUUCGCAAAGGACAGGCAGGGCCAAGUGACAGUUUUGAAGAAGGAAUUCGCCAAGAGGCAUUUGAUGAUUCUCGAAUAAAUACACAAGCAAGUAUUUGUACAUCUUCCUCUUCUGAUGCCGGAUCUACAGAGCAGGAUGGUGGAUCUAUGAGUUUAUGUAGAACGACUCAUGAUGGUUCUAAAGUCCGUAACGGGGCUCUAGAAAUUUUAGGCUUGUGGAGACUGUUGGGGGAUGGGUAUAGACUUUCUUGCAUGUACAAGUGCCAGGAGGCAUUGGAGAUCUAUAAGAAACUCCCGCCUAAACAUUACAAUACUAGCUGGGUUCUUUCCCAGGUUGGGAGAGCAUAUUUUGAAUUAGUUGAUUAUUUAGAAGCUGAUCGUGCCUUCAGUCUCGCUCGACGGCAGUGUCCUUGCAGCUUAGAUGGAAUGGAUGUUUACUCCACCGUUCUUUAUCAUCUAAAGGAAGAUAUGAAACUAAGUUACCUGGCUCAGGAGCUGCAAUCAAUUGAUCGUUUGGCUCCUCAAACAUGGUGUGCCAUGGGCAAUUGUUACAGUUUGCAAAAAGAUCAUGAUACAGCUUUGAAAAAUUUCCAGCGAGCUGUGCAACUUAAUUCAAGGUUUGCGUAUGCUCAUACUCUCUGUGGUCAUGAACAUGUUGCUUUGGAGGACUUUGAGAGUGGAGUGAAAAGCUUUCAGAAUGCUCUUCGUGUUGAUUCACGACAUUACAAUGCAUGGUACGGCCUUGGAAUGGUCUACCUUCGCCAAGAGAAGUUUGAGUUUGCCGAACAUCAUUUUCGAGUUGCGUACCAGAUAAAUCCGCAUUCGUCUGUGAUCAUGUCAUAUCUUGGAACAGCUCUUCAUGCUCUAAAGAGAAAUGAGGAUGCGUUGAUGAUGAUGGAGAAAGCUAUAUUAGCAGAUAAAAAGAAUCCUCUUCCCAUGUAUCAGAAGGCUAUUGUAUUGUCUAGCAUGGAAAACUAUGAUGCAGCUCUAAGGGUCCUGGAAGAGCUCAAGGAAUAUGCACCUCGUGAAUGCAGUAUCUAUGCAUUGAUUGGUAAGAUCUAUAAGCGAAAGAACAUGCAUGAUAAGGCAAUGUUGCAUUUUGGACUUGCCCUAGACUUGAAGCCAUCAGCAACAGAUGUAGCCACCAUAAAGGCUGCCAUUGAGAAGUUGCACGUGCCAGACGACUUGGAUGAUAUUUUAUAAAUUUUAUCGAAUACAUUACAACAGAAUCGGAACCCUCUGGCCCCUGGGGAGUUGUCCUGGUUAACCCUCCAUCGAUAUAAGCUUCUCGAUGGUUGACCAGAUCGCUCCCAAGUCCCAACCAGGUGACGCUGUAAAAUACCAACCAGUUUUGCGGGCAUUAAGUGUUGUAAAUCAGGCAAUGGGAAAGGUGUAUAUCAGCUGUAGUUCAGUAGUGUUUGUAUAACCUUAAAAUGCUAUUUAUUUAUUGUUCUUUUAGCACACCUUGAGUGUCACUAAUGCACUUUUAGUUUAGACUUUAAUCCACUUGUACUACUAAAUCCGUCUUAAAAUUAAUAGAAUAAACUCCUUUUUUGGUUUUUCA